Priapulus caudatus is the source of this 1747-nucleotide messenger RNA. RefSeq lists its product as uncharacterized. The record is from RefSeq and is a predicted model, not a curated record. The coding region runs from base 139 to 720 and encodes 193 amino acids. The transcript is spliced from 2 exons. NCBI's taxonomy places the organism in Eukaryota, Metazoa, Priapulida, Priapulimorpha, Priapulimorphida, Priapulidae.
CCGAAAGUGUGUGUCAGUGUGUGAGGAGUCAGCGAGCGCGAUCAAGCUGUUCGUGUAACGCUCCAGACAUCCACGGCUAGAACAAUAACAUCAACGACCACACGCGCCGUCUAGAGGCCAGCCGAUAUACGCUAGCAGAUGUAUCUUACGACUACAAAGAAAGUGCUCCGAUCACCUCGAUGCAAAAUACAGUCGAUACUGAUGGCCUUAUUGGCAGCAAUAUUAAUGACAUCCGGGCAACCCAUCACGCACCAGCUAGCGCCAUCGUCAGUAACAUCCCACGCCGACACGAAACCAUUCAGUCAACUAACGCCGACAUACGGCGACACGCGUGAACUGGAAAGCAUUCCCCGCGAAAUAGAGCAAAAAGGGAACGGAAACUCCCCGAGCAGCCAUAACGGAUGGCAUAGCGCCGCUCUACCGCAACUAGAUAGCGUUCUGCUAUGGCGGCGAUACUCCCGCCUCGUGGGAGACAGCGCGCUAGUAGGAGACAAAAGCGCAGUGAUCUCAGCGCCGACAGCCGAGCAGCGAUCAAGGACGAAACCGACUCACCGCCAUCGGAAAAAGCGUUCGGCGGUCAUUUGUUUCUUUCACUGCGCUGAAUGUAACAAGAUGUACGGAGCUGCCGCUUACAACGCCCCCAGGUGCGCCAGACACUGCACGCUAAGCGGCGGUAGAAGCGCCGACGUGGACUGCUCGAACGUCACCUUCUGGAAUUAACGAAGCAACUGAAAUCAUUCCUUUACAAAUGCGUUAUGGAUAUCCCUGGCAUAAACUGCUCGGCGAUGUUAGCCAUGUUUAUAUCAUUUACAUUCUCGGUUUAUUUAAAUAUUUAAUAAUUAUUUUAAGUUUUUUUUUAUGUGCUAGUCACCGGUGUCUUACAUUUUACGCUUCAACGUGUGUAGCACACGCCAGCGAGAUGUUAUUUUUGUACAGAUAAAAUCCGCAAUGACCUUUUCCACGACUAGAUUAUUAUGUAAUUUAUUGUUUAUCGUCGGUUGACAUUUCAUGUUUAUUACGUUCCGAUGGCGUCAGUUACUACGAAAUCUGUUCCUAUUUCACAAAUAUGAUGGGCUGCGGUGCAAUCACCCACUUGACGCGCAUCGAUCUGCAGCGCAUGGAAUCAAUCAACGACGGCGUGACGAGAAGACGGAACAUGGAGCGACGCCUUGCGUCCUCUCUCUCCUGUUCUUCAUCUGAACAGUGCGCGUUGAGGCGCACGUGGGCGGAAAUCCGCGAGGCGCCAAAGCUGGGCAUGUCACACCGCAGCAGUCACGUUCGUUUUUUAUCGUCUGGGUUCUUACAUUUACAGCGGUGUAGCCUAAUAUGUUUCGUUGUUAUUUUGUCGCAUUUUUCGAAUAGAAAUGAGAAAAAGCGUUUAAUUUUGCAUCACGUUUUUUCGUGUUCUUUCCUUGUUUGCGCUGCGAGAACGCUCGUGGCAACGCUAUUCCUCGUCGCUGGUUAGAACAACCAGCCCAUUGCUUUGCGGAAUUGAUCAUAUUACGCUGAGACUCGUUGCUCAAAACUUUAUCGUUUUUGUCUGACACUAAUGCCUUUCGUUAUGCGUUGUAUACCAUAUCUGAGACAUUCCAUGUACAAAUGGCAGUCGUAGGCUAUACAGUACUAUAAGAUGACCUGAACAUGAGGCGCAUGUUCGUGAUCGGCAAGAUUAUAAAGCUAGUUAUUUUUUAUUAUUCGUUGAAUUUGACAAAUAAAGCUAUUGACACGGUGUGCCACUGACAGCUUC